AAGGAGCUGAAGUAUUUCUUUGAGGAACGAUUUCAACCAAUUUAUGAGAUCGAUCCGGAAGAGCUAGUGGUAUCAAGUGGUACAACUUCGAUUCUCGAGACCCUAGCAUUCGCCAUUGCUGAACAUGGCGACUGCAUCCUUGUGCCGACCCCAUACUAUUAUCGUAUAGCAAACGACUUCAUGGAACACGCUGGCGUAGAGUGUUGGCCUGUACCCCUCCUCAGCCAGGACAAGUUCCACCUGUCAGCUGAUAAGCUGGAGGCAGCUUACAAUAAAGCUCUCAGUGAGGGGCACACUGUACGCGGCCUGCUUCUCAUCAACCCCCAUAAUCCACUUGGCGACAUCUACACGAAGAAGCAACUCCUCGACUUGUCUCACUUUGCACACAGCCAUGACUUGCAUGUCAUCAUGGACGAGAUCUACGCUCUAUCUGUAUUCCAAGAACAUGCCACCUUCACCAGCGUCAUGACUCUUCCACUGCCUGACAUCAUGAAGACGCAUAUUCUCUGGGGAUUUAGCAAGGACCUUGGCCUCUCCGGGUACAGAUGCGGUGUUCUCCAUACAAGGAACCGUAAGAUCAUUCAAUAUGCAGAAAAAGUGGGGAUUUUCCAGCAGGCAGCCGCCUCGGUACAACUGAAGCUGCAGGAACUUAUCAAAGACAAAGAAUGGCUUGACCACAUCUACUUCCCCACAUACAAGCAACGUCUCAACGACAGCAUGACGUAUGUCACUGGACGACUAGCAAAGUUGGGGAUUACAGUUCAUCAAAGCAAGGCUGGCUUUUUUGCAUGGGCAAACAUGUCGAAGUACCUGGAUACUCCAACCUUACGAGGCUGAGGACCAACUCCAGGCUCGCUUCUAUCAGUGGAAAGGUUGCUACAUUCUAGC
This is a messenger RNA of Haliotis rubra (blacklip abalone), 888 nucleotides long. RefSeq names its product probable inactive 1-aminocyclopropane-1-carboxylate synthase-like protein 2. Gene Ontology annotation, biological process: amino acid metabolic process; biosynthetic process. Gene Ontology annotation, molecular function: transaminase activity; pyridoxal phosphate binding. NCBI's taxonomy places the organism in Eukaryota, Metazoa, Mollusca, Gastropoda, Lepetellida, Haliotidae. The record is from RefSeq and is a predicted model, not a curated record.